CCCGCCGGGGCCCGCGCCGGCCAGCGCCUGCCCUAUGAGUGUGUCACUGGUGGUCAUUCGACUGGAGCUAGCGGAACACUCGCCCACCCCCGCCGGCUUCGGCUUCAUCGCCGCCGCUGGGGAAAUGUCCAAUGAGGAGAUCAAAAGGAAGACACUCGCUGCCGCCAAAGCCUGUUUAGAAGGGAAGUCCCCAGGGGAGAAGGCAGCGAUCAUACACCAGCACCUUGGCCGUCGAGAAAUGACAGAUAUGAUCAUCGAGACCAUGAAGUCCAGCUCAGAUGAGUUAAAAGCUACAUCGGAAGAAGAAAAGUCUUCAGAAGUCUCCCCCAGUGCACAGCGGAGUAGGGAUCAAAGUAAAGAAUGCAUCAGUGCUACUCCUGACUCUCCAUCUAAACAGCUUCCGGACCAGAUCUCAUUCUUCAGUGGGAAUCCAUCUGUUGAAAUAGUCCAUGGUAUUAUGCAUCUGUACAAGACCAAUAAGAUGACCUCCUUAAAAGAAGAAAUAAGACGCAGUGCCAUGCUGUGUAUCCUCACAGUCCCUGCGACAAUGACCAGUCAUGAUCUUAUGAAGUUUGUCGCCCCGUUUAAUGAAGUGAUUGAACAAAUGAAAAUCAUCAGAGACUCUACGCCAAACCAGUAUAUGGUGCUGAUAAAGUUUAGUGCACAGGCUGAUGCAGACAGCUUUUACAUGGCAUGCAAUGGCCGACAGUUUAACUCAAUAGAAGAUGAUGUUUGCCAACUGGUCUACGUGGAAAGGGCUGAAGUUCUGAAAUCAGAAGACGGUGCCAGCCUCCCCGUGAUGGACCUGACGGAGCUGCCCAAGUGCACAGUGUGCCUGGAGCGCAUGGACGAGUCGGUGAACGGCAUCCUCACCACGUUGUGUAACCACAGCUUCCACAGCCAGUGUCUACAGCGCUGGGACGACACUACGUGUCCCGUGUGCCGGUACUGUCAAACGCCAGAGCCAGUCGAAGAGAACAAGUGUUUCGAGUGUGGUGUUCAGGAAAAUCUUUGGAUUUGUCUGAUAUGUGGCCACAUCGGCUGUGGGCGGUAUGUAAGCCGACACGCUUACAAGCACUUUGAGGAAACCCAGCACACGUACGCCAUGCAGCUUACCAACCAUCGCGUCUGGGACUACGCUGGAGAUAAUUAUGUCCAUCGGCUUGUUGCAAGUAAAACAGAUGGGAAAAUUGUGCAGUAUGAAUGUGAAGGUGAUACUUGCCAGGAAGAGAAAAUAGAUGCCUUACAGUUAGAGUAUUCAUAUUUACUCACAAGCCAGCUGGAAUCUCAGCGAAUCUACUGGGAAAACAAGAUUGUUCGGAUAGAGAAGGACACCGCAGAAGAGAUUAACAACAUGAAGACCAAAUUUAAAGAGACCAUUGAGAAGUGUGAUAACCUAGAACAUAGAUUAAACGACCUCCUCAAGGAAAAGCAAUCCGUGGAAAGAAAAUGCACUCAGCUAAACACAAAAGUGGCCAAGCUCACCACGGAGCUGAAAGAGGAGCAGGAAAUGAAUAAGUGUUUGCGAGCCAACCAAGUCCUCCUGCAGACUAAGCUGAAGGAGGAGGAGAGGGUGCUGAAGGAGGCCUGUGACCAGAAAGACCUGCAGAUCACGGAGAUCCAGGAACAGCUGCGAGACGUCAUGUUCUACCUGGAGGCGCAGCAAAAGAUCAACCACUUGCCUGCCGAGGCCCGGCAGGAGAUCCAGGAGGGACAGAUCAACAUCCCCAUGGCCUCAGCUGCCAGUGCCCCCUCCGCGGGUGGCAGUGGGAAGCUGCCCUCCAGGAAGGGUCGCAGCAAGAGGGGCAAGUAACUGGCAGAGGACAGCUGUCCUCACUGCCCUUGAGAGGAGGUUGUGCUGGAACGUGCAGCUGCAUUUGAGGGUGGACACUGGAUAAGUACAUGGAGC
Echinops telfairi (small Madagascar hedgehog) is the source of this 1909-nucleotide messenger RNA. RefSeq names its product BRCA1 associated protein (gene BRAP). The transcript is spliced from 12 exons. Gene Ontology annotation, cellular component: cytoplasm. The record is from RefSeq and is a predicted model, not a curated record. Gene Ontology annotation, molecular function: nucleic acid binding; ubiquitin protein ligase activity; zinc ion binding. Gene Ontology annotation, biological process: protein ubiquitination; Ras protein signal transduction. The coding region runs from base 35 to 1813 and encodes 592 amino acids. NCBI's taxonomy places the organism in Eukaryota, Metazoa, Chordata, Mammalia, Afrosoricida, Tenrecidae.